UAUAUUUUUCGAGCCGUUGACGUAUUAUAGCAGUCCAGACGCGGUCACACCUGUGCAUAGAAUCUCUUACGUUUUUGUUUUUUGGCCAUAUUUAUUAUUGCUAAAAUUGGAGCAAUGCCAGCUGCUGUGCGCAAGUUCCGCCGCGAGACCAGCGAAAUCAGCUGCUGCCUUAAGUACCUUCUGUUCGCCAGCAAUGUGAUCCUGUGGCUCUCGGCGCUGCUGGUCCUUUCGGUGGGCAUCUGGGCCUGGAGCGAAAAGGACAUGUUCCGCAACAUCACUCGGCUGCACUUCAUCGCCCUGGACCCGGCCUUCGUGCUGAUCAUUCUGGGCUGCAUCGCCUUCCAGCUGGGCUUCAUGGGCAGCGUGGGUGCCCUGCGGGAGAACACUUGUCUCCUGGCAGCGUACGCCAUCUUCUUGAGUGUCCUGCUCAUCGCCGAGAUCGGCUUUUGCGCUGUGGCCUUCGUGCUCAAGGACAAGGGCUGGAUCAAGGACCAGGCCACCGAGGGGCUGAAGGCCUUUAUACGGCACUAUCGCGAGGACGCGGACCAGCAGAACCUGAUCGACUGGAUCCAGGAGGACUGGCUUCAGUGCUGCGGCAUCGACGGGCCGAAGGACUGGGACAGCAACAACUACUUCAACUGCUCGUCCAUCGCCAUCGGCAGCCGGGAGGCCUGCGGGGUGCCCUUCUCCUGCUGCCGCAGGCGUCCCCAGGAGCUGAUCAAGAACAAGCAAUGUGGCUACGACGUGCGCAAGGAGGGAUAUGUAAGUCUACAUAACACCCAUAACCAAGUUACCCUCUUUUCCCAAAAUGCAUUUCUAACACACUCACGAAUUGUACGCAAGCAGCCAGUGGAUAGGAACAUUCAUGAGCGCGGCUGUCUGCGCGCUGGCGAGGAUUGGCUGGAGGCACAUCUCAUUAGUGUGGCGAUGUGCUGCGUGGCCCUGUUGGUUCUGCAGAUCCUAGGCAUUUGUUUUGCCCAGAACCUGCGCGCUGAUAUCUACACGCAAAAGUCAAAGUGGCACUGACAAAUGGCUCUUGCUGCCCCCACACCUCUUUAGAAAGGAAUCGAAGGUGGCAGAGGAUUGGUGGAACUACAAGGUAAGGAACUCUGGGCACCACCCUCUUGGAACAAAAACUGCAACUACUCAUCUGCGCUCCGGUUAGUUAACUAUACUAUAAAUUACCUUUGUACCCAAGGGACAAAGCUAUCUUGUCUAACUUAAUCAAACGCAUUCCGUCUUAGUGGACAUUGACUAAUAUUAACUAGGUUGCCAAAUUUGUUGCUGUUUUUACGUCGGCUUCCCUUUACCCAAAAAGAAAUGAGAAAGUAAAAGUAAAACAUUUUAAAUAGAUUUUCUAAACUUUUUACAAUGAAAGUGGAAGGAGGCAUAGCAAAAAAGAAAACAUUUAUCUUGAAAUGCAGCUGUGAUAUAUUUUUAAACAAAUGUAUAGAAAAACCGAAAUUAUACGCAACAGUUUCCAACAAAUCAAACGAAUAUAACACGAAACUCAUUCCUAAGCUGAACGAACACAACCUAGCACAACAGAUAUUUGUCUCAAAAAUAAUAUGUUAAUAGUUAUUUUUGUAAGCAAAUAGAACCCCUUUUUUGCGUGGGUACCAAAAGCACAGAGAAAAAAAUAAGAAAAACAAUACAAUUUGCUAAUUAAUAAACAUGAGCUUAAACCUAAUUAAUGCACACAAAUGGUAAGCUAUACAGCUUCUAAAUAUAUUUUUGCAACACGCAAUUAUGAAAGAAUAAAGAGUAAGGCAAUUUAUGGUACAUUUAUUAAAAAGCUCACACAUAUGCUUGAAUUUGCUCUUGUACCUUUUUAAAUUUAUAUUGCAAACACAAAGUAACAUUCCAAAACUGUAUUAUUUAUUUAACGUGGUUUGCAAAUUUUGGCAUGAUAAUUUGGCGUUCCAUAAUGUCAGGAAUCUUUGAACAAAUUUAUAUACGAUUUUUCUAUAUAAUUAUGUACACCACUGCCCUAAAAUGGAGUACUAAAUGUUUUUCGUACUCUAAGAGCUGAAAUAUGUAUUGUAAAAGAAAAUGUAUUAAACUCAGAUACUUUUAAGGCCCACUAAUUUCAAACUAUAUUAAAAUACAUUUAAGUUUACCGAGAUUGAUGUCACAACUCUUUAAAAGGUUUAUUCCUCCAGUUCAUAUAUGUACAUAUGUAAAACAGGUCAUUAUAUAAACGCCGUUCAACAUAAAAUGGGUACUUGAAAUUAUAACCGACCGUUGGUACAUAACAAUGAAAUUAUUACAAUGCUCAAAACUCCCAGAAAACACAUUGCGAGAGCUCUGAAUCUCCAUUUGCCAAUGAUAUUACUGAUACAAAUUUAAAAACAAUAUGAGCUAAUCAAACACGAAUAACAAAUAAAAAUGCAAAUAAUUAUUAUUGUAAUAAAAUUGUAUUAUAAUGGUAACGGAAAAAGUCAAUUGAAAGCGAGCUGAAAAAGGAACGGAUCAGUCAAGCAAAGAUUAACAAAAAUAAUUUAAGCACCGAUAAACAUAGAUAAAUGAUAGGAGUUAGAAAAUGUAUUAUAUAAGGCUUAAGGGUUGUCGAUACAAAGAUCAAUCAAAACUGCUUCAAAUAAAAACAUGUCCAAAAAUAA
Molecule: messenger RNA, 2621 nt
Organism: Drosophila gunungcola (fruit fly)
Lineage: Eukaryota; Metazoa; Arthropoda; Insecta; Diptera; Drosophilidae
Gene: Tsp26A
Product: tetraspanin-17
Exons: 4
Coding region: 115-1026 (303 amino acids)
Biological process (GO): protein localization to plasma membrane; protein maturation
Cellular component (GO): membrane
Source: RefSeq, a predicted model, not a curated record